GCCGAACCGACGAUAUUAUCAGAUAGGAAGUUCCUAAAAACAGAGAAAGCUGUGUCACGAAUCUCUCUGAUUUUAGCUUUCUCACAUAACUCUCUUCAGGGACGAAUCUUCUCAUAAGUAAUGGAUAUUUUCUCGAAUCCAAAGGAUUUUGGGUUAAAAAAAAAAAAUAAUUGAGAAAAUGGAAAGAUUAUGUGAGUUUUGCAAAGCAUAUAGAGCGGUGGUUUAUUGUAUAGCCGAUGCAGCAAAUCUUUGUCUAACAUGUGAUGCAAAGGUUCAUUCAGCUAAUGCACUCUCAGGGAGACAUUUACGCACGCUUUUAUGCGAUUUUUGUAAAAAACAGCCUUGUGUUGUUCGAUGUUUGGGUCACAAAAUGUUUUUCUGUAAAGGAUGCAACGACAAGGUCCAUGGUAGUGUCACGUCUAAGCAUCAUAGACGUGAAGUGAGCUGUUAUACGAGUUGCCCUUCUGCUAAAGAUUUCGCUGUUAUGUGGGGUUUUCGAGUUACAGAUGAUGAUGAUGCUUCGUUAGAGAAAUCUUUUUCAAUGGUUAAACCUAAGAUGCAAAGAGAAGCUGGUUAUAUCUUGGAACAGAUUCUUGAACUGGAGAAGAUUCAGCUCAAGAAAGAGAAUGGUGGUUAUUCAUUGACAGAACAAGCUGAGCCUUCUCCAUUGGAGCUUCCACAACAAUCUGAAGAUCGAUUAAUCGAUCUUUCACAGACUGGGAAAGAGCUGAUUGUUGACUUUUCACACUUGUCUUCAUCUUCCACACUUGGUGAUUCCUUUUGGGAAUGCAAAAGUCCAUUUAACAAGAACAGUCAGUUGUGGUAUCAAAACCUACAAGACAUUGGAGUUUGUGAAGAGACAGUUUGCGAUGACGAUGACUUCCAUAUACCUGACAUUGAUCUCACUUUCCGAAACUUUGAAGAGCUUUUUGGAGCUGAACCUGAUCCAACUGCAGACAGUAACAACGUCUUAUUUGUGGGAACACCAGCUCGCAAACCGCGUGAGAUGAAGACAUUUUCUUUACCAUUCAAUAAUUCCAUAUUUGCACCAGCUUCCUCAUCUCGUUCAUUCUCAAGUUCCAACGAAGGAGGAAGCAGUCACAAUCACUCAGAGGAAGUAAUCUCUUUUUGUUCCCCUCUCUCUAACAAUGCACGUUCAAACGCCAUCUCAAGGCUCAAGGAGAAGAAGAGGGCAAGAACAGAGGAGAAACAAGCUUAGUAUUGUCCCAAGAAAGCACAAAAGAUAGUCGCGGUACAAUUGCAUAGCUACUGAAUUGCUACAUCUCUUUGUUCAUCACCAUAAUGCCUUUGUACAUAAGAUACUAAUCUAGCUGUUCAUCUUAUUUACGUAAUUCAGUUUCUUGCAUGCAACUGUGAAUGAAGCCUAGUUCUUGUUAAUGAUUUAUUUGUUUCA
Molecule: messenger RNA, 1414 nt
Organism: Eutrema salsugineum
Lineage: Eukaryota; Viridiplantae; Streptophyta; Magnoliopsida; Brassicales; Brassicaceae
Product: putative zinc finger protein At1g68190
Exons: 6
Coding region: 179-1219 (346 amino acids)
Molecular function (GO): zinc ion binding
Source: RefSeq, a predicted model, not a curated record